CAAUAGAGUACGUUACGAAUUACAGAGCAGAAAAUUUUGUGUUGUUGAUUCGAAAUUUUUGAAAUUGAAAAUAAAUGAAAAUUUGAAAUUGAAAAAUGUCCUCGUUUUUCGUGCCUUACGAUCGAAAUUGUCACCCCGAAAAGAAUGAAUGGGAUGGAUAUAAGCUGAUAUUGCCAUGCAUUUCAGUGGGUAAUGUUCCACAAUUGUCCAUCGAUUUGUUGAUUAAUCGAUUUCUCACCGAUUCUGGCAAUGAUCUCGAAUUGAUUGGUUAUCUGCAAUCGAAAUAUGUACGUCCAUUCGCUGGCCCUGAUCCAUUCCGAUUGGAAGGCAAUUUGCUGUCAACAUCGAUGCAAGUGUUUGUGUCGAAAAGGAAAAAAUUGGUUCUCAUACAACAACGAUCGCCCAUAUACAAGGAAUAUCGUGACGAUUUUUAUCGAGAAAUGUUUGCGUGGUUAUCUCGACAUCGAUUCGCAUUGGUCAUUGUUUUGUCAUCUACAUUCGAUCAAUUUUUGGCACCUGAAUAUGUCGUCGAUCAACGUGGAAUUCCAAUCAUGUACCUUUCAAACGAGCACCUAAAAGAUGUGACUAAAUGUUUUUUGAGUGAAAAGUUGGCCAUCAAACCGGUGAUGAAAAUGGACCCAGAUUCGAUGCGACCAUCAGAGAAUGGAAAGAUACACCUUCCGGGUUCUGGUUCGGCUCGAUCAUUUCUGCGGCACUCGAUGCAACAACCUAUGCUCUGUUUGGUCAUGUAUUGUUCCGAAGGCGAUAAUCGUCAUCAUUCGUUUUAUUUUGCCGAUAGAAUUGCCGACAUUCUCAAUAGUGAUAAUGAUUGUAUUGUGGAAAAAAGCGAUGAAGAAUUGGCCGGUCUCUAUCGAAAUCCAUAUCGAUGGAUCGAACCAUUCUCCUGGCGUAUGAUGUUUGGGGAUGAACCACCACCGGAAAUGUAUUGAUGAUUGUAUGAUUUGUUCCAAUAAAUGGAUUGAGAAUGUGAA
This is a messenger RNA of Dermatophagoides farinae (American house dust mite), 992 nucleotides long. RefSeq names its product proteasome assembly chaperone 2. The record is from RefSeq and is a predicted model, not a curated record. Gene Ontology annotation, biological process: proteasome assembly. NCBI's taxonomy places the organism in Eukaryota, Metazoa, Arthropoda, Arachnida, Sarcoptiformes, Pyroglyphidae. Gene Ontology annotation, cellular component: nucleus; cytosol.